Messenger RNA from Jaculus jaculus (lesser Egyptian jerboa), 10650 nucleotides. RefSeq names its product glutamate ionotropic receptor NMDA type subunit 2B (gene Grin2b). The transcript has 15 exons. Gene Ontology annotation, cellular component: NMDA selective glutamate receptor complex; postsynaptic membrane; postsynaptic density membrane. NCBI's taxonomy places the organism in Eukaryota, Metazoa, Chordata, Mammalia, Rodentia, Dipodidae. Gene Ontology annotation, molecular function: transmitter-gated monoatomic ion channel activity involved in regulation of postsynaptic membrane potential; NMDA glutamate receptor activity. The record is from RefSeq and is a predicted model, not a curated record. Gene Ontology annotation, biological process: long-term synaptic potentiation; excitatory postsynaptic potential; synaptic transmission, glutamatergic. Bases 801 to 5264 code for a protein of 1487 amino acids.
GCCCGCCCGCCCGGGAGACCGAUCAUUCAUCUUGCUUUGCCUAAAAGGAGAACCCUCAAACCUUCUCCACCGGCCACCCUCUCCAGAGCCUGCGGCCGCGAGGGUGCAGGGAGCCCGGAAGGGGACGCUUUGGGAAUGACCAUGUUCCACAGAGGGACGGAGCCGAUGCCCUGCUUCUUCACACAGAGCUUCCUCCACUAAAGCUCCGAAAAAUAAAAAUAAAUCAAAAUUUAAAAAAAAAAACCGUAAUUGCCAGAAGACUCAUUAAAAUAGAUUCCGGCCACUAACCUCACAUGCAUAUGGAAUCAUUACUCUGGAUUCUGAGUGUGAGUCGUUCUCCACAACCUGAAAUUACCUCUGAAUUAAAUCCUUUUUCUCUGAAAUUUGCAACUCUUCAAGACACAAGAUUACCACCAAAUUUACGGUACACUGGAUUUUAAAUUCUCCUCAGUCCCUUUACCCUCUGUCUUUCCUAUGUGGAUAUGCAAGCGAGAAGAGGACCCUGGACACCCCCAACAUGCUCGCUCCCUUAAUCUGCCCGCGGUCUAGAGGUCUGGCUUCUACAAACCCAGAGACGCUGCUGAGCCUCAUUCUUUUCCUUGAACACCCUCUCCUCACCUCGAUGCCACCUUUGUCUGCCCUUGAUCUCGACUUACCAUCCUCCACGACCUUCACUCAGCCCAGCUCGCCUGAUUCUUCGCUUCCUCCACUCUGCGCUCCUGUCCCCAGCUCCCAUUCCUCACUGACUGCCUUACGAGCCUCAGCACCAAACUCAUUGCCAAGGAGUCGACGAGUCGAAGAUGAAGGCCAGAGCGGCGUGCUGCGCGCCCAAGUUCUGGCUGGUGCUGGCUGUCCUGGCCGUGUCGGGCAGCAGAGCGCGGUCCCAGAAGAGCGCCCCCAGCAUUGGCAUCGCUGUCAUCCUGGUGGGCACUUCAGACGAGGUGGCCAUCAAAGAUGCCCACGAGAAAGAUGACUUCCACCAUCUGUCCGUGGUGCCCAGAGUGGAGCUGGUGGCCAUGAACGAGACCGACCCAAAGAGCAUCAUCACGCGCAUCUGCGACCUCAUGUCCGACAGGAAGAUCCAGGGCGUGGUGUUUGCUGACGACACAGACCAGGAAGCCAUCGCCCAGAUCCUCGACUUCAUUUCUGCCCAGACUCUCACGCCCAUCCUGGGAAUCCACGGGGGCUCCUCAAUGAUCAUGGCAGAUAAGGACGAGUCCUCGAUGUUCUUCCAGUUCGGUCCGUCCAUCGAGCAGCAGGCUUCCGUCAUGCUCAACAUCAUGGAGGAGUAUGACUGGUACAUCUUCUCCAUCGUCACCACCUACUUCCCCGGCUACCAGGACUUCGUGAACAAGAUCCGCAGCACCAUCGAGAACAGCUUCGUGGGCUGGGAGCUCGAGGAGGUGCUCCUGCUGGACAUGUCUCUGGAUGACGGCGACUCCAAGAUCCAAAACCAGCUCAAGAAGCUGCAGAGCCCCAUCAUUCUGCUUUACUGCACCAAGGAGGAGGCCGCCUACAUCUUCGAAGUCGCCAACUCGGUGGGGCUCACUGGCUACGGCUACACGUGGAUCGUGCCGAGUCUGGUGGCGGGAGACACGGACACGGUGCCCUCCGAGUUCCCCACGGGGCUCAUCUCCGUGUCCUACGACGAGUGGGACUACGGCCUCCCGGCCAGGGUGCGAGACGGGAUCGCCAUCAUCACCACGGCUGCUUCCGACAUGCUGUCGGAGCACAGCUUCAUCCCCGAGCCCAAGAGCAGCUGCUACAAUACCCACGAGAAGCGGAUCUACCAGUCCAACAUGCUGAAUAGGUAUCUGAUCAAUGUCACUUUUGAGGGGAGGAAUCUGUCCUUCAGUGAAGAUGGCUACCAGAUGCACCCGAAGCUGGUGAUAAUUCUGCUGAACAAGGAGAGGAAGUGGGAGAGGGUGGGGCGGUGGAAAGAUAAGUCCCUGCAGAUGAAAUACUACGUGUGGCCCCGCAUGUGUCCGGAGACGGAAGAGCAGGAGGAUGACCACCUAAGCAUCGUGACCCUGGAGGAAGCGCCAUUUGUCAUUGUGGAAAGCGUGGACCCUCUGAGCGGCACGUGCAUGAGGAAUACCGUCCCCUGCCAGAAACGCAUCAUCUCUGAGAAUAAAACAGAUGAGGAGCCAGGCUACAUCAAAAAGUGCUGCAAGGGCUUCUGUAUCGACAUCCUUAAGAAGAUUUCAAAGUCUGUGAAGUUCACCUAUGACCUUUACCUGGUGACCAAUGGCAAGCACGGGAAGAAGAUCAACGGAACCUGGAACGGCAUGAUCGGGGAGGUGGUCAUGAAGAGGGCCUACAUGGCGGUGGGCUCGCUCACCAUCAACGAGGAGCGCUCGGAGGUGGUGGACUUCUCCGUGCCCUUCAUAGAGACCGGCAUCAGCGUCAUGGUGUCACGCAGCAACGGCACUGUCUCACCUUCCGCCUUCUUAGAGCCGUUCAGCGCUGAUGUGUGGGUGAUGAUGUUCGUGAUGCUCCUCAUCGUCUCGGCCGUGGCUGUCUUCGUCUUUGAGUACUUCAGCCCCGUGGGUUAUAACAGGUGCCUCGCCGACGGCAGAGAGCCAGGUGGCCCAUCCUUCACCAUCGGCAAAGCGAUUUGGUUACUCUGGGGUCUGGUGUUUAACAACUCCGUCCCUGUGCAGAACCCCAAGGGGACCACCUCCAAGAUCAUGGUUUCUGUGUGGGCCUUCUUCGCUGUGAUUUUCCUGGCCAGCUACACUGCCAACUUAGCUGCCUUCAUGAUCCAAGAGGAAUACGUGGACCAGGUUUCUGGCCUGAGUGACAAAAAGUUCCAGAGACCUAAUGACUUCUCACCCCCUUUCCGCUUUGGGACCGUCCCCAAUGGCAGCACAGAGAGGAAUAUCCGCAACAACUAUGCAGAAAUGCAUGCCUACAUGGGCAAGUUCAACCAAAGGGGUGUAGAUGAUGCAUUGCUGUCCCUGAAAACAGGGAAACUGGAUGCCUUCAUCUACGACGCGGCGGUACUCAACUACAUGGCGGGGAGAGACGAAGGCUGCAAGCUGGUGACCAUUGGCAGUGGCAAGGUCUUUGCUUCCACUGGCUAUGGCAUUGCCAUCCAGAAGGACUCUGGCUGGAAGCGCCAGGUGGACCUUGCCAUACUGCAGCUGUUUGGAGAUGGGGAGAUGGAAGAGUUGGAAGCUCUCUGGCUCACCGGCAUCUGUCACAACGAGAAGAACGAGGUCAUGAGCAGCCAGCUGGACAUUGACAACAUGGCCGGGGUCUUCUACAUGCUGGGGGCGGCCAUGGCGCUGAGCCUCAUCACCUUCAUCUGCGAGCACCUCUUCUAUUGGCAGUUCCGCCACUGCUUCAUGGGCGUCUGCUCGGGCAAGCCGGGCAUGGUCUUCUCCAUCAGUAGAGGCAUCUACAGCUGCAUCCACGGCGUGGCCAUCGAGGAGCGGCAGUCGGUGAUGAACUCCCCCACGGCCACCAUGAACAACACGCACUCCAACAUCCUGCGCCUGCUGCGCACGGCCAAGAACAUGGCCAACCUGUCGGGCGUGAACGGCUCCCCGCAGAGCGCGCUGGACUUCAUCCGCCGCGAGUCCUCGGUCUACGACAUCUCGGAGCACCGGCGCAGCUUCACGCACUCCGACUGCAAGCCGUACGGCCCCGCGCCCUGCGAGGAGAACCUGUUCAGCGACUACAUCAGCGAGGUGGAGCGCACCUUCGGCAACCUGCAGCUGAAGGACAGCAACGUGUACCAGGACCACUUCCACCACCACCACCGGCCGCACAGCAUCGGCAGCGCCAGCUCCAUCGACGCGCUCUACGACGGCGACGGCGCGCCCUUCUCCACGCAGCCGCGGCCGCUGGGCAAGAAGCCCGCCGACGCCGGCCUGCCCGCCGCCAAGCACGGCGCGCUCGGCGACCUGUACGGCAAGUUCUCCUUCAAGAGCGAGCGCUACGGCGGCCACGACGACCUCAUCCGCUCGGACGUGUCGGACAUCUCCACGCACACGGUCACCUACGGCAACAUCGAGGGCAACGCGGCCAAGCGGCGGAAGCAGCAGUACAAGGACAGCCUGAAGAAGCGGCCCGCCUCGGCCAAGUCGCGCCGGGAGUUCGACGAGAUCGAGCUGGCCUACCGCCGGCGGCCGCCGCGCUCCCCGGACCACAAGCGCUACCUGAGGGACAAGGACGGGCUCCGGGACUUCUACCUGGACCAGUUCCGCGCCAAGGAGAACUCGCCGCACUGGGAGCACGUGGACCUCACCGACGUCUACAAGGAGCGCGGCGACGACUUCGCGCGCGACCCCGGCGGCGGCGGGCCCUGCGCCGCGCGGCCGCACCUCAAGCACGGCGCGGGCGACAAGCACGGCGCGGUGGGCGUGGUGGGCGCCGUGCCCGCGCCCUGGGAGAAGAGCCUGGCGGGCGCGGACUGGGAGGAGCGCGCGGCGGGCAACUUCUGCCGCAGCUGCCCGUCCAAGCUGCACAACUACGCGCCCGCCGUGCCCGGCCAGAACUCGGGCCGGCCGGCGUGCAUCCGCUGCGAGGCGUGCAAGAAGGCCGGCAACCUGUACGACAUCAGCGAGGACAACUCCUUGCAGGACCUGGACCAGCCGGCUGCCCCCGUGGCGGCCGUGCCCGCCAACGCCUCCGGCCCCAAGUACCCGCAGAGCCCGACCAACGCCAAGGCGCAGAAGAAGAACCGCAACCGGCUCCGCCGGCAGCACUCCUACGACACCUUCGUGGACCUGCAGAAGGAGGAGGCCGCCUUGGCCCCGCGCAGCGUGAGCUUGAAAGACAAGGGCCGAUUCCUCGACGGCAGCCCCUACGCCCACAUGUUUGAGAUGCCCGCCGGCGAGAGCACCUUUGCCAACAGCAAGUCCGCGGUGCCCGCGGCCGGACACCACCACCACAGCAACCCCGGCAGCGGCUACAUGCUCAGCAAGUCGCUCUACCCCGACCGGGUCACUCAAAACCCUUUCAUCCCCACUUUCGGGGACGACCAGUGUUUGCUCCACGGCAGCAAAUCCUACUUCUUCAGGCAGCCCUCGGUGGCUGGGGCAUCGAAAGCCAGGCCAGACUUCCGGGCCCUUGUCACCAACAAGCCAGUGGUCUCAGCCCUGCAUGGGGCUGUGCCAGGCCGUUUCCAGAAGGACAUCUGUAUAGGGAACCAAUCCAAUCCCUGUGUGCCUAACAACAAAAACCCCAGGGCUUUCAAUGGCUCCAGCAAUGGGCAUGUUUAUGAGAAACUUUCUAGUAUUGAGUCUGAUGUCUGAGUGAGGGAAGAGAGAGGCUGAGGUGGGUACGGGAGGGGCAGGAGGGCUGUGGUGCGCAUGUUGUGGAGGGGGUCUGGGGUCAACUUGGUUCCCAUUUGCUUCUUUCUUGUUCUUUUCAUUUCUCUUAUGGGAUCCUGGAGUUCUAGUUCCUACCGAAGGCCACCUGGCGGCCAGCACCAUCGCUGCUCCUCUGCCCAGCUCUCUCCUCCCUGUGUCUAUGUGCCAUUCCUGUCCCUGUAAGAGGCCCAGCCAGGGAGGGUGGAGAGGGCGCAGAGACAGGAAGUGCUGCUCAUGAGCUAGCUCCUGGCCCAGCGGGGCCCUUUGCCAGCCACCUUGAAUGAGGUUAGGAAAAGACAAAAGCAGGCCACGGGAGCGCAGGGCAGCUUUUCCAGAACUGCUCUUAGGGCAUCAGCGAGCCAGCGAAGGUGUCUAAGCGAGGCCAUUCAGCACAGUGCUCAAGAAAUUCCGGGUAGAUGAUCUGGCUGGAGUCAAGCGGAGUGUAGGAGGCCAUCGUGUGGUUUUAUAUAAGCCAAAACCAAACAAACAAACAAAAUUCCAUGCGACUCAUUAGUGGCAGUGAACCCUACUGAAAGAUCACUGGUGAGCCAACAGAUACCUGAGAAAUGCUAAAGUACACUUCCAUGAUGACCCAUGGUGCACUGGAAGCAAAAGCGGGGUGGGGGGGGGCACGUGUGCUUGUGCAGCUCUGGGCGCGUGCAUCCACAAGUGCUCAGGGCACCUCUCAACGUGGACAACCCCUUGUUGCUUCUCUCCGUGCAAGGAGCAACGCCUUGCUCACUGGGAGCACUGAGCUUGCUUUGGCUUAUAUUGAAACACAGAUGACCAUAGUCAUGCAAACCGUGGCUGUCUCUCCUCUCACCUUACCAAGUGAUAAGCAUGGAAGCUCUUGACAAGAAGAUCCUGAGCUGUAGUCAGGAAAAAGAAAGAAAGAAGGAAGGAAGGGAGGAAGGGAGGGAAGCAGUCUUACAAAAAUAAGGCACAAAUAUAAUUUUUCAGUGAUUGCCUGCAGUUUCAACCAAGAACUUGACAGGAAGGCUAAAGAAAAUGGAAGACAGCCACAAUUCUUUCCCUACACCUGAAAGCAAAAUAGUCUAUGAAGAAGCUCUUUGGGGCUUUUAGAUCCUCAACUAGCCCAGGUUUGGGGGGCAACUCAGUGAGGCUUUGAAAACCAGGGGAGUCGUUUACGGUAGGGUAAGUGGAGAGGGGGGAUGUUUUCAGUGCUUUGAUCCCUUCUCACUUAGCCUGGCGCUGGAGCAGCGGGCCAGUCCCCCCACAACCAAUGACAGCUGCCAGGAAAUGGGCUUUACCCCCAAGGGCUCAGCUCUGGGGGGGUCUGAGCAGAAGGGGAGACAUUUGGAUGUGGGGAGGUUAGGAAGACACCUCACUGGAGCUGGCUCCCUGCGAAUGUGGUUUGAGCCACUGCGACUCUCGGUAAAAGUUCUUUCGCCUUUCUACGAUACCCCUGUUCCCUCUCAGAUUGUAUCACUCAAAAGUAAAUGUGUGUGUGUGUGUGUGUGUGUGUGUGCACGCACGCGGGUGCACUUGUGUGUGUGUGCGUGUGUGUAUGUGAAACACUCCAGGGAUGGGGGUGCUGGCAGACAUGAUGCCCCCUCACUUAAGGUUGGAAAGUUGAGAAGGGAUAUGAAAAUCUGUCACUGCCCAUCCUGAGACUUGGGGAUAGGGGUGUCCUAUGGGUCAGUUCCACUGUCCUGCCCUCCCUCGCGCUAUUCCAAAGAGCCCAGGUCUGUUUGGAAGCUUGCCCACAGGAUCGCCUUGUCGCACACAGGACACACAAACCCAGAAAGGUGCUGGUCCUCCUCUGGAUCGAAGCUGCCCUGUCUCCUCACAUCACACCCCUCCCCUCGGGGUGGCCCUGCCUCACGACCUUGAGCUUUCCUCCUUCCCCACCCUUGACUGCUGCUUCACCCCUCCCCCUUCUUGAUCUCCUUCUUCAUUUUCUCCUCAGUAUCUUUCAUUUUAAAGCCAACCGAAGGCCUUGUUUUCUUUCUAAAAUGACCAUGGGGGCAAGGGGCUGAACCGCUCACGAUUUGGAGAGCAGCAUGCAGUGCUUUACCGUAAGUUCCAGGAAAGACUUGCAGAGAGGACAGAGGGGGUGAGGCACCUUCCGGAGGAGGGAGGAGAAUGCGCCAGAGAAACGUGGCUUUGCCCUGGCUCCGUCCAAGGACCAGGGCUCAUCCCUCACUCUUCCUCUUACCUCACCCUUCUAAAAUAAAAUUUAAAAUUAAAAAAAAAAAGAAAAAUAAAAAAACAACUAACCUAGCGAACAGCAAUCUAGCAUACAGAGGGCUCUGUUGGUCUCCACUGGCCACAGAAAUCAAGAUGGUGUUUAUUUCAUAUGUAAAUAUUUUGUUUUCUAAUUCAUUUUGUAUAGAUAAAGUGUUCUCUUGUGAGUAUUCAGGGUGUUGGGCCUGAGGGAGUGGGGUGGGGAUGGGAAUGAGGGGGAAAGUGUUUUGUUAAUGAGUUUUUUUCAUUUUCUGUUGGGGGAAUUGUUUGGCGUGGCCUUUGCUUCAGAGUGUCUGGGGGGAAAACAAAAAAGUGAAUCCACAUGGAAGCCACUGUGGUGAAUAAGGCAGAGUGGGAAGUCAUUUUGUAUCUAUGCCUCACCUCCCAAAACCAAUCUUCCCGCUGGUCUGUGAGAAACGUUCAUGCACCUUGGCCGGGGCUUUGCUGGGUCUGAAUAGGCCCUUAGCAAACGUCAGUCUACCUUCUGCGUAGACUAGAGGGGACCAGCACUCUGUUAAAGAUGAGCUGGUGGCACCAGAUUUUCCCUGACAGUACCUAGGGUGGCAGAUGUUUCCAGAAAGGUUUGAAAAGAAAAGCAUUGGGGUCCAGUUGCGUCCCGUUCUUGGUAUGACUGAGAGGUGUCAGGAAUCCUGGACUGAGGAACCUCCCAGAAGCCUUCUCCGCUAGUUAGUGAGCAUCUCACCACUCUGACCCUUUCCUAGGCCUGGACCUCCAUCCUGGACUCCAGCCUACCUGUCCAAGUCAGCACUUCAGGCAGCCCCAGAAAAUGUGCAUAAUGCUGGAGACAACCACGGGCAUCUUACGAGGGCAAAUGCCUUUCUAGAAAAGGUUCUCUCAAAGCUCAGUGGCUAGAUGAUGCCCUUGGCAAGGCAGCUGAAGUUAGUUGCAGAGGAAGGAAAGUGGUCAUGUGAGGGUACUAUAGCAACGAUGGCUUUAUAUUUGCCUUGUUCUCAUUAUAUUCCCACCAAAAAAAAAACAAAAAAAAAGUUUCUACUGACCCCGGGUUAGCCAGACAAAUCAAAGCUUGGUUGUGUGGCUAUCCUCGCUCAUAGUCAUUAUCUCUCCCUUCCCCUUCUUAACCUCUCUUUAUCCCAGGUUAAAUUUUCUAAAUCCAUAAAUCCAGUGUUUACAUCUUACUCACCCCCUCUCCCCGCCCACCAUGUUUUCUCCCAUGACUGUAAGCUGUCAGCUGGAUAAUUUCAUUUUCUUCAACCCUUUAUUUAGCCCCAACUGACCACUUUCCUUCAAUGGGCUGUUUGAAUUGGGAGCAAGUAAAGUAUUUACUUAUGGCUUCGCUCAAGGAAGAAUAAAGAAAAGAAGGCUGUCAAGUUUUAGAGGUGAAUUAAUUACAGAAUAACAAGCCAAUAAAAUGCAUAAGAAAUAAUUCAACAGGCGGUCCCGUCUCUGUCACAGAUACACAUGGACCAAGACCUAAUCCAUCCCAAACUGUAAGAUUCUGCAGAACCCUCAGGGGCACCUCAGGUCCCAGAGUCUUCCUCAGAAUCCAUGCUUUCUCCCUCCCUCUCUCUCUUUCCCUCUGUCGUGUCCUCUCUAUCAUUAUCUCCCAUUGUGGACGUGGAUCGUUGGGUGUGGUCCUGCUGAUGCUGACCACCUCAGAAUGUCCAGGGACCUCAGCAAUCCUGACCCUUGCAGUUGCCCGUGUGAAACUUGUGCACACCCUUUCAGAUUGCCCCACGUACAGUGGACCUUGUGAUGUCAACGCUGUCACUGCGUACCCUCAGCCGGAACUUGGGAAGCAUUCUUCCUGUGUAUUCCCCUGUGCUGGCCACGGCUGUUUUGUGAUUGGGUUGGGGGUGGGGAGGGCAAAAAAUUCCCAAAUGAUCCCAAUUAAAUGUCGGUGGUGUCAGUAGUGCCCAAACGCAUGUGUAAUGUGACACAAAUAGAAGCUGUCUACUCGGUGAAGUGAAUGUCACCAUGGCCAUCCAGAAUCACCCCAGGGAGCAUUCUUGCAGAGUGCUGGUCACCUGCACAUCUCAUUUAAGAAUUAAGCUUUCUUUCUUUGGGUUUUAUUGUUUGGUUUGGCUUUCAGUUCUUUCAAGGUUUAGGGACAGAAUAUCCAGAAUGUUCGGGCAAUAGCCGUUGGAAAAGGUAUUCCUGAACUCACAUUUUAUUAAUUCAUUAUUUUUUUACUCACAGUCUCUUUAAAAAAAAAAAAAAGGCCCUGUCAUUGUUCGACACCCUGCGUGUGUCUGUUUCCAUAUGCUAGGAAUGAUUCCGACGUGUGCAUAAAUGGGGUCGUGGCGGUGUUCCUGAUGAACGCACGCGGUGUUUCUAGGCUCUGUGGCUGUGAUGUACGCACUCUCGGAGCUCGAAGCCAUAUAGGAACUAUGUGCUCUGGGAGGGGGGCCGGGGGGGCCUUCUAAAAUCUGUUGCCUUUGCUUCACUCGCCCAGGGUGUCAGAGACUCUUCUCCCUGGCUAAGGAACUCUUUAUGAACAAGAGGCACCGAACGGUGGCUCAUCGCACCUGAGUGGGUCUGGCCUUACCAAUGGUGUGUGGACGAUGAUGCGCUUUCAGGGUCCUGAAAGAGUCUGCCAAUUAAAGCUUACCUGGCAGAUCUGCUGCUUUAGCAGUGAGCUGUUCAUCUGCCUUGGACAUGAAAGCAUUCCCAGGAAGAGUGACGUACUAAGCCAUAUUAGGGAUUUAUACAUUUAAACACCUAAUGUACAUUAGGAUUCUCAUUCCUUUUCCUGGGAAUAAGUUUUGAUACAGAAAGGAAAAAGCCAAAAAAAAAAAAAAAAAAACCCACUAGGAAUAAAGAGCAGGGAGUAAGGAUGAAGGUUCUGGAAAGUUAAGACAUUUAAACCAUCUUUCAACUCUACCUGCUUUUAUUUAAGGCCCUUGGGACUCUGGAAUAGGAGCCCUAUUUAGGAAUAGUUUUUAAUACACAGUCAAAUAUGUCGUUUACAGAUUUCUAAAUUCAGUAUCUUGUAGGAAGAUAAGGCCUGUGACUCUAGAAAAUGGAUGACAACGCUUCUCCUCUGAAUCAGGAUACUAAAUCGACAGCUGGAAAGAGGAAAUUAAAUUCACCUUUAGUAUAAGAAUUUCAUACUUUUAGUAUAAUAAACGUUAUUGUGUUA